GGUGGCUCUGAGCUCAGUCUCAUUCAGCGAGUCGGCGGGCGUUGAGUUUGAGUGCGAAGUGCGGUGCGCGUCGAGUCAGCGAGCGUUGAGCAGCAGCAACAACACGACGGCAACAGCAAUACUAGCAACAUCAACACUGGCAACAGCAGCAACACCAACGGCAGCCACACAGACGAGCGGUUCCGGUUCGCGUUUUCGAGUGGUGGCUACAAGAAAACAAAAAAAUUACCCUCAAAAAAACCGUCGGAAAAACAAGGCCCCUAAAAUGCCCUUAAUUUAAUCCCUCCCUUCGACUGAUCUUACAAUUUGGAAGCGUGGCAUGGCAACCACCACAUCCCCCGGCCCCACAAGGACUACCACUAAAGUUUCCACACCAAGAGCUACAUCUGGAAUUCCUGGGAGCGCUGAAUCCCCGGGAGCAAUCAUGCCCAUGGCCGCCGUGCCAUUGCCGUCGCACCUGCAACUUUUGGGCAGCCCCGCCGGAGGCAUCGGACAGCCGUCGGCGAUCACGCCCGUUUCGCCCACGGCAGCACCCACAGUCCUCGCCCAGCCGCACAGUUUGAGUCCAUCCACGCCCAUCCUGACCCAGGGCGCACCCCCUGCUCCGGCGCUGGGUGGGAUCUUCUGCGGAGGCAGUGCAGCGACGGCGGGACCGGGCGCUGCGGGGGCGGCAGCUGCAGCGGCGGCCACGAACCUCAACGCACUAGCCUCGCAGCAUCGCCUACUGGAGCUAUCCCGCUUUGGCCUUAGAGGAUACGACCUGGCCCAGCACAUGCUCUCCCAGCAAGGAGCUGUUUCCAAGCUGUUGGGUACGUUACGUCCGCCGGGUCUAAUUGGCGGCUCCAAGCCCAAGGUGGCCACCCCGACAGUGGUCUCCAAGAUCGAGCAGUACAAGCGCGAGAAUCCGACGAUCUUCGCGUGGGAAAUCCGCGAGCGACUGAUCACUGAAGGUGUUUGUACCAAUGCCACCGCUCCCUCAGUGAGUAGCAUCAAUCGAAUAUUGCGCAAUCGAGCUGCGGAGAGGGCAGCGGCGGAAUUUGCCCGAGCUGCGAGUUACGGCUAUGCCAUCCACCCCACGCACCCGCAUCCGUACACCAGCUUUCCCACUUGGCCGGCGCAUCAUCCGUUGUGGGGAGCCGUGCCGCUGCCCUCUGGAGCAGCUGGUGGGGCUCUGCUGCCCGGCGGAAGUGGCAGCAGCUACGGCAGCGACGGCAACAUAAGCUCAAACCCCAACAGCAGCAACGGCAACACCACCCACAGCAACAACACCAACAGCGGCAGUGCCUGCGGAGACAGCAGUGCGGGAAGCGGCCGCCUUUCCCUGCCGGCUCUUUCACCGGACUCCGCCAGUCGGGAUAGCCGCUCCCCUGAUGCAGAUGCCAACCGGAUGAUAGACAUCGAGGGCGAGGACAGCGAGUCGCAGGACAGCGACCAGCCGAAGUUCCGGCGCAACCGCACAACCUUCAGUCCGGAACAGCUAGACGAGCUGGAAAAGGAGUUCGACAAGUCGCACUAUCCGUGUGUGAAUACCCGCGAAAAACUGGCUGCGCGGACGACGUUGAGCGAGGCCAGGGUGCAGGUUUGGUUUUCCAACAGACGAGCGAAAUGGCGGCGCCACCAGCGGGUCAACUUGCUCAAGCAGCGCGACUCGCCCUCGACCUCGAGCUCACCCACGCCGGCGGUUCCACCUGCAGCUCCAGCUUCGGCUCCUGUUCCAGCUCCAGAAUCUGGCCAGCCGAAGCAGCCAUAUCUCUACAGCCACAGCAGCAUCAGCAACACCAUCUGCAACACCAGCAACACCAUCUGCAACAGCAACUGCAACACCAGCAACAGGAGCAACUUGAGAGGCAACAACCACGUGGAAGAGCCACCAGUGGCGGUGGCAACUGCCUCACCCACAGCAUCAGCUCCAUUAUCAAUGGGCGGUGAGCACAGCGCCUUCCGAGCCCUGCCAAUGACCUUGCCCCCGGCAUCGGCGGCUGCCUUCGCCCUCAGUUUCGCCCGCCAGUACAUAGCCAAAUAUAUGGGCACGCCCAUUAAUCUGGGCCACAAUUUGGCAUCCAGUGGUGCCGCCGAUCAUCAGUCGUCGGAGGACGAGGAGGGGCAGGAGGAGGAGGAGGAGGUAAUCAACGUGGAGCACGAUGCCGAGUGACCAUUUUCCUAUCGCUUUAAAUCGAGAAUUUAGUGCAAUUUUUACUACUUAAUUUAUUCAGUUUGUACCACAUCUAACAGCGUGCUGAGUACAAAUAAAAUCGAAACGAUGACAUGCGUGCGAUAAA
This is a messenger RNA of Drosophila elegans, 2279 nucleotides long. It is a transcript of the gene toe, whose product is annotated as paired box protein Pax-6. The transcript has 6 exons. Bases 320 to 2152 code for a protein of 610 amino acids. The record is from RefSeq and is a predicted model, not a curated record. Gene Ontology annotation, biological process: regulation of transcription by RNA polymerase II; anatomical structure development. NCBI's taxonomy places the organism in Eukaryota, Metazoa, Arthropoda, Insecta, Diptera, Drosophilidae. Gene Ontology annotation, molecular function: DNA-binding transcription factor activity, RNA polymerase II-specific; RNA polymerase II cis-regulatory region sequence-specific DNA binding.